This is a messenger RNA of Saccostrea echinata, 4456 nucleotides long. Its product is annotated as polypeptide N-acetylgalactosaminyltransferase-like. The record is from RefSeq and is a predicted model, not a curated record. Gene Ontology annotation, cellular component: Golgi apparatus. The coding region runs from base 49 to 1824 and encodes 591 amino acids. The transcript is spliced from 15 exons. Lineage: Eukaryota; Metazoa; Mollusca; Bivalvia; Ostreida; Ostreidae.
GAUUAAACCGUGGGAAAAAGCGAUGUGACAAAAAACUGAAUCAGUGACAUGCCUCGGAGAAAGUGUCGGUGGGUGCUGUUUUUGGGGCUGCUCUGGGCUGUGCUACUGAUAAUGUACAUGUACCGGACGCCUGGGGAUAAGGUAGGUGACAGUGAGUCUGCAAAUCAUUAUGAGAAUGGAAUACAGCAGGUCAUUGUUCCACAACCAGAUGACGAUCAGGAGAUCCCAAAACGAGUCCCAAAGCAGUCACAGCAUCGACAGGAAGUGAGAGAACAGGUUGUGAAGGAGAUGGAGGUAGAUGAGGAAGCCGGGGAUAUUCCCUGGGAGGAGUUUGAUGAGAAAAAAUACAUCGACAAAAAACGCUGCAGCGCAGGUCAGGACUGCUACAACAGAAACAAGUUCAACCAGCUAGCCAGCGACAACACCAAGAGUAACCGACAUGUACCGGACACAAGGAAUGCUAUGUGUAGAGAAGAGAGGCACAGCUCUGACCUUGACCCCACCAGUGUCAUCAUUACAUUCCAUAAUGAGGCCAGGUCAACUUUACUACGCACCAUUGUCAGUGUAUUUUCUAGAAGUCCAAAACAUUUGAUAAGGGAGAUAAUCCUGGUGGAUGAUUUCAGUGACGAUGCCUCUGAUGGGGAGGAACUAGCCAAAAUAAAGAAAGUGAAGAUCCUCCGAAAUAACAAGAGAGAGGGUCUAAUGAGAUCCCGAGUCAAGGGGGCGGAUGUGGCUAAGGCCCCCAUUCUGACCUUCUUAGACAGCCACUGUGAGUGUAACGUUGGGUGGUUAGAACCCCUGCUGGACAGAAUAAAAGAAGACAGAACUCGAGUUGUGAGUCCCAUCAUAGAUGUGAUAAACAUGGACAACUUUGAGUACAUUGGAGCCUCAGCUGAUCUCAAAGGGGGAUUUGAUUGGAACCUGGUUUUUAAGUGGGAUUACAUGACUCCAGAGGAAAGAAACAAACGAGCAGGAAAUCCAAUUCAACCAAUCAGGACUCCCAUGAUUGCUGGUGGUUUGUUCAGUAUCGAGAAAAAGUGGUUUGAAGAACUUGGAAAGUAUGACAAGAACAUGGAUGUAUGGGGUGGAGAAAAUCUAGAAAUCUCAUUCAGAGUUUGGCAGUGUCACGGAUCUCUAGAAAUCAUUCCCUGUAGUCGAGUGGGUCAUGUCUUUAGGAAACAGCACCCCUACACAUUUCCCGGGGGUAGUGGAAAUGUUUUUGCACGCAACACCAGGAGAGCUGCUGAGGUCUGGAUGGACAAUUAUAAGGAGUUCUAUUAUGCUGCUGUACCGUCCGCUAAAAUGGUCAACUUCGGAGAUAUCUCAGAGCGAGUUGAGCUGAGGAAAAAAUUGAGUUGCAAACCCUUUAAAUGGUUCCUAGAAAAUGUUUACCCAGAACUCAAGGUGCCUGGCCACCAGGAUCAGGCCUUUGGCAGCAUUCAACAAGACAACAACUGUAUGGAUACACUGGGUAACUUUGCUGAUGGGAACUUGGGGAUAUUUCCUUGUCACUUUGCUGGUGGAAAUCAGGUCAAUGAAAAUCAGGAGUUUUCUCUGACAAAGGAGGGCUUUAUACGGCACCUUGACCUUUGUGUGACCUUGACUGGCAGUAUGCCAGGGACUGUUGUCAAACUGUUCCAAUGUCAGGAGGGCAAUACUCUGCAGAUCUGGGAGAGAAUCAACAGUGAUACCAUGUUAAAAAAUCAUAAUUAUGACCUGUGUAUAGAUAGUCAGGAGGUCCAGAUGAAGGGACUGAUUGUGAACGCUUGUCAGCCGGGGUCAACAUCACAAAAGUGGAGCUUUGCCAUCAGCAAAGGGGGAUAACUCUCCCCAACCAAAGGGCAUUAACUCCUCAGUUCUAUCAACAAAGAGGAAUAACUCUAGUCAUCCAUCUCUUCACUACAACUGACAAUCAAAGAUUGUGAAAAAGAAAACCAUUAAUUUAUGGUUUUUAUUUAUUUUACACCUUCAUUUGUUAUAAAAGAUUGGUAUGUUUAAUUAGAGUGAUUAGGUCUUUCUGAUUUUGAAUUGUUGAAGAAGUUGUUUACAUAUUUUGAUUUUUUUGUGUUCUUAAGAUAAUUUAUGACAUUUUAAGAUAUGUUUAAGGUUGAAUGUGGUUUGACUUUAAGUCAGCUCAUGUGUGAUUAAAUUGUGUUUAUAAUCAAUUAUCAUUCCAGUUUAAUUGCUAUAGGUUGUAAAGUGUUUGUUUCUUAUGCAUGCUUACAUUUAUAUUGACAAUGCAUGACAUUAUAUUGAAUGUUUAUGUGAUACAUGUAUAUCUUUAUACAGCAUACAGCUUUAUCAUCAUCAUACCAAUAUCUGAUCUAUUUAGAGAUCAAAACCAUUAGUAUAUAAAAGUCAUUGAAUUCCAUUUUUUCUGCAAAUGCGUAUUGGGUUUAAUUAAACAUCUGAUCUUGUAGAGCUAUUUUUAGUAUUCAUAGACCUUCAUUAAUUUUUUUGCAUGCUUUAAAUCAUUCUUCCAAGUAAGUAAUCACAUAAUUGAUUUGUUGGAAUUUUACACAAAUUUUGAAACCACAAGUCUUGGAAUUCAGAGGUUUUUCUUCAAUGCAAAUAGUUAAUGUAUUGAUAUUCUUUGUCCAAUUAAAUGUACUUAAUAAGUUCUUUGUUUCUGGAACAAUUUGUAAUUAAUCCUAAUGACACCAUUGAUCAUAUAUAAUUAAAUUGAAUCAUUUUUAAACGCAUCAACACUUUUCAGGCAUACAGUAUAUAUUGCAGCAAGCAAUUAUUCACAAAACAUAUCUAGAUCAACUAAAACAAAAUAUUGAGACUCUUUUUGGCAAUGCGUGAAAUGAAUUUUCAAAUGAUUGUGGAAUUGUUUUUUGCCAAUUUCUACUUGCCAAGGAAUAUUAUAUAUUUUAUAAAAUAAAGUCAAUGGCAAAGUUUGUAAGUAUUUUUUGCAUAAUCAUGCAUUUUUAUAUUGCAUGGAGAUAUGGGGAUUGUUGAAUCAGAGGGAGUGCUUUAAUUACUGUGUGAUAGUUUUAAUUACACCGCCCCAACACCUACACUAGUGUGCCAAAGUCUACAUCAAAAUAACUGCUUUGUUUUGAACAGAGGAAAUUCAAACCAAAAUUGUUAUAUUUCCUUGAGGAGCUCUCCUGUGCUCCAUUACAUAAUUAUGUAUUAGUGUCCUGGAUUCAGUCCACAUCUCUCGACUACCCACCAGUCUUCCACAUUUGUUUUCUCACUGAGUCAAGGAGUCAAGUGUCUGCUUUAAUCUCUAGUAAUUUACAUAGUACAUCAAAAUAUCUGGUUCUGUCAAUGAUUUUAUAAAGUAUGAAAUAGAAAAGAAAAAUUAAAGGCUUUUGUUUAUAUUAAUUUCUUUUAAGACGAUUUUCCCAGAUUUUUUCUUUAGGUAUAUGGAAUUUUAGAAAAAGUUCAAUGUAAGUUUGAUUCACAAAUGCAUUCAAGAUUUAUUUUUAAGUUUUGUUUACAAGGAUUACUUAAAUACAUUAGUUAAUGGGUAUUUAUAAUAGGAAAGGCCUUACUUAGUUAAUUGAAAUGGCUUUACUUUUUCUAUAUUACUUACAGGUUUCACCAAGGAUAAAGAAAGACAGGAGUUGGUUUAUUAGUUUCUUCUUGUGUACAAGUUGAAAGUUAUCCCAUGGUUAAAUUUUCGUUUUCCUGAAAUGUGCCCAGUUUAAUUUCGAAGCUUAUUAAUUUGAUACUUGCAACUGUGUUAUUUUAAGUAUGCAAUGGUGUUACAACCAAACUGCUUCAGUCAUUUUAUGAGCUUCCAUUCAUGUAAGUUUGUGUAGUUUAUAUUUAGUUUUUAAAUUUUCAUCUUUGUUAGUUGUUAUAUAAUGUGAUUUUAUGUGAUAAUUUUCAAUUUGCAAUUGUUUAGUAAUUAUACUUUAAAGAGAUGUUUUUGAGAUUUUUGAAUAUGUUUCAAAAAAGUGCACAGGUAUUUGUAAAUAAAUUGGUGGAUAUACCUAGGGCUGGACAAUAUAUCCAAAUACUGAAUCUGUGUAAGGAUGGUAUGCGUUUUAGUAUCCUAACCAUAAUCCGGCCUAAAGCUAACAUAUAUCCCAGCCCUAGAUAUACCUAAAAAUUCUCCUUACUUGUCUCUAAUUUCAUUUUGGUUCAUCACUGGAUAGUCAUGCAUGUAUUUAUUGAUUAUUAUUUGUUUUUUUAAAGAGAAUUUUCAUUUUUAUUGAAAAAAAAAAACAUAACAUAUACAUUAGUUUGCGGAAAUGAAUUUUUCAGAAAAGUGUAUUAACAUGGCAUAGAUUUUCUUAUUUCAUUAAUUGUUAAUUUAUACAUCAAAUGUUGGGUCAUACAUAUAAAAAAACAUGGCUUUAUCUGAAAUAUAAAUAAUGAAUUACUUGUACAAUGAUCUCUACGAUUAAGAUACAAUCUUAUGUAGCAGUUGGUAAUGGCUUCCCAUUUCUUAGAUAUGGAAAACAGUUUACUGUUAAUAAUAAAGCUCGGCUUUCAA